Molecule: messenger RNA, 3126 nt
Organism: Contarinia nasturtii (swede midge)
Lineage: Eukaryota; Metazoa; Arthropoda; Insecta; Diptera; Cecidomyiidae
Product: RUS1 family protein C16orf58 homolog
Exons: 6
Coding region: 158-1426 (422 amino acids)
Source: RefSeq, a predicted model, not a curated record
UCAUUGGUUGCGUGCUAUUGUCAAAAGUGUUUUUUGUGGUAAAUAAACCACAUCAGCAUAUCGUCAACAAAAUUCUUGUUUUUCCAAAGAAAAAGAAAAAAAACGGUAUUCCGAUCCAAUCCACAAUUGAUUUGAUUGAAAUACGUGAAUAGUGAAAAUGCGGGUUCAUUUUCGAGAGAAAUAUGGAACAAAAGGAGAAGAAAUUUUAUAUGUAACACCAGCAGGUCAAGAAUCAAUUGUGAGAGUGCCUCUGACAAGAGUGGCGACCGACGAGAAACCACUUAUAAGCGAAAAUUUUGCUUUGUACAGAAUAUUCCGGAACUUGUUUUUACCACAGGGUUAUCCGGAUAGCGUGAGUGAGGAUUAUAUUCAUUACCAAUUCUGGGAUACAGUGCAGGCCUUUUGUUCGACAAUAAAUGGAACACUGUCCACACAUGCCAUUCUCAAAGGAGUUGGAGUUGGUAGCGAUAUCGUGAAUCCACUCUCUGCUACAAUCACAUGGGUGUUGAAAGAUGGUGCCGGACACUUUGGGAAAAUCUUUUUUGCCUGGUGGAAAGGAUCGCAGUUGGAUAUCGAUUCGAAGAAGUGGCGUAUUCGAGCUGAUAUAUUGAAUGACAUUGCCAUGGCAGUGGAAAUUUUGGUUUUACCCCAAUAUGAAAAGUAUACAACGUAUAUUCUAUGUGCUACAACAUCGAUGAAAGCGAUUGUUGGUGUUGCCGGUGGUGCCACUCGUUCUGCGUUAACACAACAUCAUGCAAUCAGAGGAAAUUUGGCCGAUGUUGCUUCAAAAGACAACUCCCAAGAGACUGCUGUUAAUUUAAUCGCUUCAUUUGUCGGACUGUAUCUAUUAUCUGCCAUCACUAGUCAUUCAGUUUUGCUAUCGAUUUUCUUCUUGAGCAUUGCGGUGCAUAUUUUCUCCAACAUUCGUGCUGUGAAAUCAGUACGAUUACGUACAUUGAACGAGUCCCGAUAUUUGAUUGCCUUAGAAGAGUACUUCCGAUCCGGUAAUGUUUUAUCCGUCGAAGCUUGCAAUGGAUUGGAGCGAGUUACAAUUGGCCGUAUGGUGUCUGUGUCGCUUCCGAUUCGUGUUGGACUUUCUAUACAGCAUUUGAUUGAACAAAUUCGAGCAACGCCAGAAAUAGAAAAUAUCAUUAUGCAAUUCGAAAAGACCAAUGAGAAAUUCUUGAUAGCCGAGAGUAAAAAAUUUAUUGGCAUCUAUUUACAUUUGGACGCACGUCCGCAAGAUGUGCUCAAGGCAUAUUUUUAUGCCGUUUCUUAUCUACAAGAUCGAACACAAUUGAGAGAUCGAAUCUGGGAAGUGCAAUCGAAGUGGAGCGAAUUCAUUACAAUGGCUCAACGUGAAAAUUGGGCAAUAUUAAAUCAUCUGAUUUAUGUGGAUGAAUAUCGAAUCGAAUGGAAAAUGUAAAUUGAAUACACCCAUUUCCAUCUCGCAUAGCAUAUAAUGUUUUUCUUAUGAGAAAAUUCACUCAAUUUUAAUCACAAUAAUUCUCGAUUCCAAAGAGAACUCAGCAAACGUUUGAAUACACUAAAUUAUAUUUUUUGCCUGUUUGGUUGAGUGACACCCAUGAAAUUUUCAUUGAAACUCGAUAGAAAAUCGACCCGUUUUUUUAUAAAUUCACUUUUGAUGACUAUAAGGAUUCAGACCCAAGAGCGUAAAAUAAGACGAUUUGGUGAGAAAAACCGGUUGUUAAAGUUUAAUUUUGGUAGCCAAGAAUUUUGGUGUUCCGUCCAAAAAUUCGGUUUUUGAUAGUAAAGAAAAGUCAUCAUACCAUCCGGUAGUCAAGUCAAAUCCUAAUUUUACACUCUGUUGUUGAUAUACAAAUGUAACCACGUAAACCAUGUUUAAACAACAGAGAUUUAUCUCUCUUUCUAUUUUAUUUCCAUUGAAGAUAACGAAUAGGGAUGUAUGUUUUAGAGCUAUUACAGAUGAUUCGCUGAAAAAAAACAUAUUCUUCAUUCGUUAUCUUUAAAAGAUAUUAUGGGUCACAUCGAUCAAUUCUGUAUAAAAUCAUGAUAAUUCUGAGCAUCAAAUUGUAAAUUUAUUCUCGACGGGUCAAACGAAAGUCAAUUUUUUAAUUCCACAAUCUUAUCAGAAUUUCAUUCAAUUCAAUCGAUGACGCUUCACUAUUUCAAUUGCAGCACAAAUAAAAAUUAAACAAUUCAAUUAAAAAUAGCUUUUGAAAGCAAUCAGUAGCAAACAUUUCAAGUACCUAGACUAUAAAUUUUAUCGAAACUGAAACAAUUUUGUGAUUUUUACUCUAAACAUCGAUGAUCGAUAGGUUUUAUUUCACUUCUUUUAGCACACAAUAUUGUCAAAUUCAUCAUUAGAAAAUUAUAAGACGAAGAAGAAAGCAAAGCGCCAAGAUGAAGAAUUUAACACAGAAGUCAAAUUUAUUGAUUUUAUUAUGAAUUAGAAUUUUUUUAAGAAAUUCAUAUAGAGAGUAAAAGGUGAUGUGUUCAUGUGUUCAUUUUUGGAAUAAUAACAGUUUUGGUGGAACAAUGAAAAGAACUGUACUUUUACGAUUUUAGAAACUCACAUUAUUUGACUUCACACACCGAAAGACUUCGAAGUAAGAAGGAAGGAACCUCUAUUUCGUUCUCAUUCUUGGCACGAAAAAAAUAAUAAAUCUCAAGUUUUUAACACAAGUUUUAUUGCCACAUACAAAUACACAUACUAUAUAAAAAUCAAUGUAUAUUGGUUCACACUUUUUUUAUUAAGGUAGAAAUUGUUCGAAAUUGAGGUAUAAAAAAGCGCAGGUCAUUUUUGAAGACUCAAAAUAAAUGUAAAACAAAAAUUGAUUUCUAUGAGACAAGAUUAUGAUAAUAAAAAGAAAAUAUCAAUUGAAAAAAUCUGUGAGGUACCUUUCGAAACGACAGACAAAAAAUCGGCUUUAAAAUUAUGUACGUGACAAGAGAAAAUUAUAUUGUAAAAGAAACAUUUUUUUUAUCGACAUUUUAUGUCUAUAGAUGAAGUAAAUAAAAAUAAAUCGCUUAUUAGGACAUUCCAAGAUAGCAAUUUAUCAAUAGGAGUAUUCUCAUUGAAAACAACCGAAAAAAAUAUCAUUUCAAAGUAACUCAAUAAAGAGCAAACAAAAGGAGAAUAUA